AUGCUGCUGUUGAAGUUUCCCACUCCUAAUGGCCCAGGCACGGUGCGCGGCGACCAACUCGGGGCCCGAAGCUGCUACGCUUCAGCAGUCAAAUCCACCAAUCGCCAACAUAGGAGUGAAGCCCUUGCGGUAACCCAGGCUCCCGCCCCUCCCCAAGCUGGCACAGAACCACCUGAGGACCCAAGGGAGGAGUCCAUCACACCACAGGCCGAACCUAUGGAGGACCUGGAACUGGUUACCCUUCAUGACGACAUCCCGGAUCGGCAGGUCCGGAUCGGCACCUCCAUCUCGCCAGAGCUUCGCUCUGACCUGGUCGCCUUCCUCCGCCUCAACUCCGAAGUCUUUGCAUGGUCCUACAAUGACAUGCCUGGCAUAUCACCAGACAUCAUAUCCCAUAGGCUUAGCGUCAAUCCUGCCGUCCGACCAGUUCGACAGAAGCGUCGAGCUUAUGACCCCGAGCGCUAUGAGGCCAUGAAGGCGGAGGUGGAUCGAUUGAGUAGUAUCCGAUUCAUCAGGGAGGUUGACUAUCCCACAUGGCUGGCCAAUGUCGUAAUGGUUCGUAAACCAAGAAAGGGCUGGCGCAUGUGUGUCGAUUACACCAACCUCAACCGGGCUUGCCCGAAAGACAGCUUCCCCCUACCCCGCAUUGACCAGUUGGUCGACGCCACGGCAGGCCACGCCCUCCUUAGCUUCAUGGAUGCUUAUUCAGGUUACAACCAGAUCUUCAUGCAUCCCGAAGACCAGGCCCACACCUCUUUCAUCACGGACCGAGGCCUCUCCUGCUAUAAGGUGAUGCCCUUUGGCCUCAAGAACGCCGGGGCUACAUACCAGCGUCUGGGGGAUCUCAUUAGCCGUAAAGAGACAAUUCCAGCUCUGAAAACACACAACUCAAACUCUCCAGUAGCAUUUUGCUACAAACUUAACCUACUCAUGUCUUUACUUCAAUGCCUUGUGCUAAUUGUUUCUCUCUCUAUCAAAACCUCAGUUUCUUCUGCACACCUGAAUAUCCCACGGCUGAGUCCAAAUGGAGGAACAUUUUUCCGCAGAAAUUAUUUUGCACACGACCAGCAGAAAACUAUGUCUGCUGCUGAUCCAAUUAAUGAUUUUGAAACAUUUUAUUAUAACCAAACACUUGACCAUUUCAACUUCAGGCCUGAUAGCUUCAAUACUUUUCAACAAAGAUAUUUGAUCAAUUUCAAGCAUUGGGGUGGCUCUAAUGUUAGUGCACCAAUAUUUGCUUACCUUGGCGAAGAAGACGCAAUUGAUGUUGAUCUCUCUAUUAUUGGCUUUCUGAACGAGAACGCCCAUCAGUUCCAAGCUCUCCAGAUAUUUAUAGAGCACCGGUACUAUGGGAAAUCAGUCCCAUUCGGAUCAAGAGAAGAGGCAUUUCAAAAUGCAGACACUCUUGGGUACUUCAACUCAGCCCAAGCGCUAGCAGAUUAUGCAGAGGUCCUCAUUCACGUAAAGAAGAAACUCCAUGCUCAGCAUUCUCCGGUGAUUGUUAUCGGGGCAUCGUAUGGUGGAAUGCUUGCUUCAUGGUUUCGGCUAAAGUACCCCCAUGUUGCUCUAGGAGCUCUAGCCUCAUCAGCUCCAAUUCUUUACUUUGAUAACAUUGUUCCCCCGGAGGAUGGAUAUUAUUCAAUUGUUACCAAAGAUUUUAGGGAAGCGAGUGAGACUUGCUACCAAACUAUAAAGAAGUCGUGGUCUGAAAUUGAUGCAAUUGCUUCUCAGCCUGAAGGCCUCUCAUUUCUUAGUGAGAAAUUUCACACUUGCAGGCCCUUGAAGAAAUCGUCCGAGCUGAAGAACUACUUGGAUAAUUUGUAUUGUAACGCAGCUCAAUACAAUAGUCCACCAAGUUAUCCAGUCACUGUUGUAUGUGGGGCCAUUGAUGGAGCUUCUCAUGGAAAUGAUACUUUAAGCAAAAUAUUUGCUGGUGUUGUUGCGUACAGAGGAAACAAGUCAUGCUAUGUUAACGAACCCAAAAAUAAAUCCGAAACAGAUGUAGGGUGGAGAUGGCAGACAUGUAGUGACAUGGUGAUUCCGAUGGCCGGCGUCAGCAACGACAGCAUGUUUCCAGCUUACCAAUUUGACCUAAAAGACUACAUCAAAUCCUGCAAGGCACAGUAUGGCGUCCCUCCUCGACCUCAUUGGGCCGCUACUUACUUUGGAGGCCAUGAUAUAAAACUAGCACUUGAAUGGUUCGCUAGCAACAUUAUUUUCUCCAAUGGGCUAAGAGAUCCUUACAGUAGUGGCGGAGUGUUGGAGGACAUAUCAGACACCGUCGUUGCCGUCCAUGCAAAGAAUGGGUCUCAUUGCUUGGAUAUCCUUAAUGCAAACAACAUUACUGAUCCAGACUGGUUAGUAAACCAGCGGAAAAUUGAGGUGAAGAUCAUUAAACGUUGGAUAGCCAAGUACUAUGCCGACCUUCAGGCAUUUAAAAAAUAGAUAAGAUGUCUCAUGGAAACUUGAUUAGGGCAAAGAUCCUUUGCUAAAGACAGUUAAGGGUGGG
Messenger RNA from Prunus dulcis (almond), 2509 nucleotides. RefSeq names its product lysosomal Pro-X carboxypeptidase-like. Lineage: Eukaryota; Viridiplantae; Streptophyta; Magnoliopsida; Rosales; Rosaceae. Gene Ontology annotation, biological process: proteolysis. Gene Ontology annotation, molecular function: serine-type exopeptidase activity; dipeptidyl-peptidase activity. The transcript has 11 exons. The record is from RefSeq and is a predicted model, not a curated record. Bases 1 to 2445 code for a protein of 814 amino acids.